CCCAAGUGAGUUGCUUGUUGUUGUAUUCUUCGCUUAUUUCACUACUGUUACAUUGGCCAGUACAUCAUUUUACACGGGUGUGGACAUGGGUGGUGAGAUCGGAAAGCGACGCCGGAGCAUGUCGAAAAACAAACAAAACUGUCUCGGGAUAUGCUGAGACCCCAUGUCCCACGUCAUCAAGGCGUGGCAAACAAGCUGAGACUAAUAAGAGAUCAUGGAAGGCAAGAACAAGGGAAUAAGCAGAUAUUCCACACGAAUAAUGACAUUAAGUGUGUUAUGUCUGUGGAUUUUCUUCACAUAUUUUGCAGUCCAAAACGAUCUGACUGUAAUGCAACAAAACCGAGUGCCCAAUAUGAAACUGGCCAACGUGACCCAAAGGCCUAAACCCGCUAUAACUCAUGGAACGCCUGAACAUAAGCACACUACAGCUGAUGGUACGACUGGACAUAAGCCCACUAUAGCUGAUGGAACGACCGGAUAUAAGCCCAUGUUAGCUGAUGGAACGCCUGAACAUAAGCCCACUCUUGCUCAUGAAACGCCUGGCCAUAUGCCCUCCAUAGCCUAUGCUUCGACUUGGUUCCACUAUAUAAACUGGCCACAGGGUGAUUUCAGAAAUUUCUCUUCCUGCAGAAACAAAUGUAUGAUUUCAAACGAUCCAAAAAGUGCCGAUGCUGUGGUUUUUCAUAAUCGCGGUCGAAAUUUGGAUUCAGCUUUUGAGCUUCAUCACAGGAAUACGAAUAAUCGACGUCACCAGGUUUUUAUUUUCUUUGGCCGAGAGUCAGAAAUACACACAAGAAUAAACGGCGAACAUCUAAAUUCUGUCUUCAACUGGACAGCUACUUACAAACGAGAUUCCGAUGUCAUCACUAGCUAUUCGCACAUCGAACAAUUGAAAAAUGAGCACAUUGAAGGUAAAGUGACAAGUUUCUUAGCUGCCGAAUUCGACAAAGAUACAAGUCUCAUCCAAUCCAACAAAAUAGUAACUGGAACGAACUAUGCAAAAGGUAAAAACAAGAUGGCGGUAAUGAUGGUCAACAAUUGCUAUGCCAAUACUAACAGGUUAGAAUACGCCAAGAAACUACGCGAAUAUGGCGUUCAUGUUGAUAUUUUUGGCAAGUGUGGCAAAAGGUGCCCAGGAGGCUGGUGUCAAAUAACUGAUAUUGCACAGCAUUACAAAUUUUACUUGGCAUUCGAAAAUUCCCAUUGCCCAGAUUACAUCACCGAAAAGUUCUGGACCAAUGCCUUGGGACAUGGUAUGAUACCGGUUGCCCUGGGAACGAGUAAAGAGGACUACUUGCAAGUGGCGCCACCCCAUUCGUUUAUUCACACCGCCGAUUUCCAGACAGUUGCUACGUUGGCGGAAUAUCUUAAGUUACUGGAUAAGAAUGAUGUACUCUAUAACGAGUAUUUUGAGUGGAAAAAACACUACCGGGUUGUUUAUACUCGCCCGGCCUGCCGUCUGUGUGAAGCGUUACAUGAUGAGAAAAAAAUGAACCGGAGGAAGAUAUAUUCCGAUAUAAAGUCGCACUGGGAUGCAACCAGUCAUUGCCAAAAUAAGGGCCCGCUGCCCCUCCCAUAGGCUCUCGAUGCAGUCCUUUAACUGAACGAGGCCGAAUCAGUGCGAUAGGAAUAAGAUUAUGAUUAACUGGACCGUUGUUGCGCAUGCUUCACAGUUUCGGAACUUGAAGAAAUGUGUUUGGUGACAUCUGACUAACCUUGAAUUCAGAAAAGUUCAAUAUCAGUCGAGCCAGCACAAUAGAUAGUGCUAUAAAGUGACCUUCUAAAUGCUGUCGCAAUAUCAAACCAGUAUAAAGACGUUAGCAAUGAAAUGGUCUAUUAAACCGCACAUUUUCUGGGCAUUUUCUUGCGGAAUUAAGUGAUAUAAUGAUUUUAAGAUCAAUGAACGAAUGAAUUAUAUCCAAUGACCUCCAGUUUAGAGGUGGCCUUCAGUCUGAGGCGGGAUUUGCCGGGAGAAAUUGUUGGCUGCCAAUUUAUUUGUUCGGCUGAAAACGACCGUCAGUGAGAAACGGAACGCCAAAUUUCCAGUAUUCUCUGAGUCGUAAAACAACCAGCCCCGAAAACCAAGGGCAGUCGGCAUUAGAUUCGAAGGACAUGGCAUUGGUCAACUCUCUUUUUAGAUGAUAAUGAUUUAUUCAAUAAACUGCAUAGACAACUUUUGUGAACUUUGGAUGUCGGAUAAUCAUGGACUUUACACUGAAGCUGUUGGUGGUGGCGUCUUUCCAAGAAAAGUGUCAAGUUAUUUCAUUUUAAAAGCAAGCUUAGUAGCUAGACAAGGUCUGAAGAAUUGUUCAUCCUGGUAGAAAUUCAUAGGAAUUGGUAAAAGCGGUCUAGACAAAUCAUAUUCCGCAUAAACUAACUGAGCUGUAUACUUAGUGUACAUUUCCAUGGCAUCGCAAUACAUGGUAAAAACCGUCUAGACAAAUCAUAUUCUGCAUAAACUAACUGAGCUGUAUAUUUAGUGUACAUUUCCAUGGCAUCGCAAUACAUGGUAAAAACGGUCUAGACAAAUCAUAUUCUGCAUAUUAUCGUCGCCGUUGUGGGGUAAUCAAGCGUAUGGGCGGUUAUAUCCGCAAUACAUGGAGGUUGCAAUGUUUAUAUGGACGUUACCAAUUUUAUAAGGAGGUUGCAAAUUUGGGUGGUUAAAUUAAAGACGUUAGAAUUUAUGACAUUAACACAUUUAAGACGUUAGUAAUUACAUGAAUCUGAACUAGCCUAUUCUUCUUAAUAUAGUUAUAUAGGCCUAGGCCUAUUGAAAUAUCUCGGACACUUACCCAUAAGAUAUUGCAUCUGUUCCCUAGGGAUAUCAAAACGAGGUCUUCCACCGCUAGGCCCUUGCGAAAUAUUUCUUGGGGGUUUGGCAGCAGCAGUCCCACCGGUGUCACUUUGCUGAUCAUUGAUAAAACCACGUAAUACUCUGUGAAUUUCAGCAAGAAGGGUCGAAAUAUUUUCUGUGGUUUCAUUUCCAACACACAAAUCAAUACUGUCACGCACGACACUUUCUAAUCGAAAAUCGACAGCAUCGUCAAUUUCAGAUUCAUGUUCAAUAGCAAAUUUGAUUUCACCGACGACUCUUUCAAUUCUAUCACCCAGAACCGAGAAUGCAUUCAUGUUCUCCAAGCAUGCAAGGUAUACAAUACAUAUGCACAACGGGGUCGUUGUUGUCGUCGUCGUUUGGUAAACAAUGGCCGAACUACUCCCUUCAUUUCCGGCACGAGCGCCACCCAACGGCUGUUAAACAUACGACGGUAUAACACAACGUCUGUAUUAAACCACGUCAGUAUAAAACCACGUCUGUUUAACAAUACGACCCUAAUUCACAAUCUCCGUAAAUCGCCAUGUCUAUAAUUACUAACGUCUUAAAUUUGUUAAUGUUUAAGGAAUUGAACCCGAGGCGGAGGACCUUGGUUGAGUUACCAAGACACUCGAGGGUGGAGCUAAAAUACAGUCCAAACCCGAGCCGAUAGGCGAGGGUUUGGACGAAAUUUUAGCUCCACCCGAGAGUGUCUUGGUAACUCAACCAAGGUCCGAAGCCGAGGGUUCAAUUUCUAUUCUAAAAUACCUCAAACUUAAAAAGAUAGGCCACGAAAAUAACUUGAAUAUGUGCGAAUUUGGCAAAUUCCAUCCAUCGCCUGCCCGGAGCGCCGGUAGCGCCGUUGUUUACAUUAUGUUACGGCAGCGCGCAUAGGAAGUCCGCAUCGGCUCACUCAAGUGAUGCUAAAAUCCGCGCAAAUAAGCUAUUUGGAGCGUUUUUCUCGGCAAAUAUGUGUAGUGCUCAUUAAAAAACUUAUGGUGGUUGAUGCUUCCUUGGCUGAUUUGUGUUUGAAGCAGUGUUUUGAGAGCCUCAAACUUCUGAAGUGAGCUGUGUGCAUGGUUUCCACAUUUUAGUGCAACCCGAGGGAACUUUGGUAGAGCAUCUUGGUUGCGUGUCCAAAACACUCCACUCUCAGAACGAGGCUUAUGCAUUUUCCAUUUAAAAGUUGACUUAACGGUACCAAGGUAUUUUAGAAUAUAAAUUCUAACGUCAUUAAUUUAACCACCCAAAUUUGCAACCUCCUUAUAAAAUUGGUAACGUCCAUAUAAAAAUUGCAACCUCCAUUUAUUGCGGAUAUAACCGCCCAUACUUUUACAAGAAAGUUUAUGUCACUGUUCGAUUCUGUAAUGAAAAUAGUUUUUGUCGGACACGGAAAGAACAGGAGAAAUGUUGAAAUAGGCUUACUGGAUGCAGUUUUCUUUCUGCCACCUCCCCUCCCCUACUUCACCUCCACAAUCCUCUGAACAUGUUCUACCCUAAUCGCCAUAAGCGACAUACAUAAAUGAAAAGAAAAUUUAUAUAUAAAUAGCAGGUAACGAAAUGGAGAUGAAGAAGCGAUUAGAUCCUUUUUAGUCUUUGUUAGCGAACAAAAAAGCGGUCUAAUUAUUCCACGAUUGGUGACACACUGACACUGAAAUAGCCGUUAGCAUGGCUGCUCUAAAAUUAGCUGAGAUCGUAGGCAGUAAUCUUAUUCUUUUCUUUUUCUUUGAGUACAUGCAUUCUAGUUUGGGAUUAUCCAACUGGAGUUGCAUUGAGAUGCAAACUGUAUGAAUUUCUUAAAGACAUUGGAUACACCGGAUAGCCCUAAGUUAUUGACCUAGGCAUUGUGGGCACAGCUGAGAGAGAAAUGUCAAGUUGCAGGAGUAGGUGAGUGAGUGUCCCUUGCAAUAAUGCGAGCACAGUUCUAACGAGUUAACGAAGAAGAUAGUUUGCAGCAAUAACAACAUCAUUAAAAGUCGAGGCGAUUAUUGUCAACAAUUUGUCAAAGUCGUGUCGAGUUAUAUAAUGAAAAAAACCUCAUAAUCCAAAAUGGCAACCAUGGCCACCAUUUCGGAUGAGUUGCCAAUCUUCCUUUAGCCAAGGCCAAAAAUGUUACUUGUUUGACAUGCGUUUUCAGCUUCCUUACAUGAAUCACCAUUUAAAUGUUAAUGAAAACUGAUGCAUAUUUGGCAAGCUUGACCUAAUUUCCAUUUUGAUAUAGUCAGGAAAUGAGGUACAAAUCAAUCUAAAACCAGAUCAGUGAACAAAUCACGUAGCUGACGUGAUCCCCAGCUUGAUUAAUGAUGCUCUGUAUGUAGUCAAGAUGACCUAGUGACACGGGGCUGGCUAAUGGUAAGUCUGUCUUAGCACAGACAUGAUAGAAGUAACUUAGUAUCUUGCCUGCAGGAAGCGCUGUUACAUACAAAACGGGUGACUAGUGCCAUUCUGAACUAUCAGAGGUACGCCAUCCAUAACCUAGCUCCCCCCUUGCCAUUGAAGAUCACAGUGCACCUCACCCAAGUUGAUCUAAUUCUGCUACAUAUAGUGGACACUGUGUGUAUAACGGUAAUAAAUCGGUAGUUGAUAAAACUUGGAAUCAGUGAAACCAUGUAACCUGUGCUAAACCAUGGAAUAGUCAGUACUAAACCGUGGAAUCACUGUGCAAGUACCGCGUGAAAUCGGGUGCGUUCCUUCCACAAUGUAUACCCUUCCAACUGUCAAUCUCGUCCCAGCUGAC
Messenger RNA from Lineus longissimus, 5549 nucleotides. Its product is annotated as glycoprotein 3-alpha-L-fucosyltransferase A-like. Gene Ontology annotation, molecular function: fucosyltransferase activity. Lineage: Eukaryota; Metazoa; Nemertea; Pilidiophora; Heteronemertea; Lineidae. The record is from RefSeq and is a predicted model, not a curated record. Bases 215 to 1579 code for a protein of 454 amino acids. Gene Ontology annotation, cellular component: membrane. The transcript is spliced from 2 exons.